CUGCGCAAUAUCCUAACUCGGGUUGGCAGAACCACGCAGCCACCCUAGUACCGGCCACCGUCCCGGAGACAAUGGUACCUGCAUCGAUCCAGAAAGCAAAGGGUCUUACUUCGCGAGCAGUCAAUAGUGACUAUCCGGGACUAUUAUUGCAACCAGAUGCUUCGCCUAUAUCUUUGGAGCAACUUGCAGCGGAGAUCAAAGGCAUAUAUGCCGGUCUCGUAAUGGUAGAAGCGAAGUGUAUGAGUAUCGAUAAAGCUCAAGCCGAUGACCUAAAGUCUCACCUAGAUCCGGAGCAGUGGCAGGCAUUGAUUGCCCUUCACCGGACUCUGCUUUAUGAGCACCAUGAUUUCUUAAUGGCAACUCAGCAUCCGUCCGCGACGGAGGCGCUUCGUGGACUGGCAACCAAGUAUAGCAUGCCAGCUAGAAUGUGGCGGCACGGCAUUCAUGCCUUUCUGGAAGUGCUGAGACAUCGUCGCCCGGCAUCGCAGGAUUAUAUGCUCUCAUUCAUCUACCUGGCGUAUCAGAUGAUGGCCUUGCUGCUCGAAACGGUGCCUAGCUUUACGGACACCUGGAUCGAAUGCCUUGGAGACCUUGCAAGGUAUCGUAUGGCGAUUGAAGAGGAAAAAGAAGCUCACGCUACAUGGGGCGGUGUGGCGGCGCGCUGGUAUACGCUGGCAUCUGACCGACAUCCAGCGAUUGGACGACUUUACCACCACCUCGGGAUUCUU
This is a messenger RNA of Zymoseptoria tritici IPO323, 728 nucleotides long. RefSeq lists its product as uncharacterized. The transcript has 2 exons. Gene Ontology annotation, molecular function: protein binding; telomerase RNA binding; telomeric repeat DNA binding. The annotation marks the transcript as partial. Gene Ontology annotation, cellular component: telomerase holoenzyme complex. Gene Ontology annotation, biological process: nuclear-transcribed mRNA catabolic process, nonsense-mediated decay. The record is from RefSeq and is a predicted model, not a curated record. NCBI's taxonomy places the organism in Eukaryota, Fungi, Ascomycota, Dothideomycetes, Mycosphaerellales, Mycosphaerellaceae.